AAGGAGGAGAAGAAGAAGAACGACGUAAGGACGUAUUGUUAGUGUACUUUCCACGUUAACGACUCUGCUAUACAAGUUAGCAUGUGCGCCCUCGAAGGUUCAGCAUAAUUUACGUUCUCAGUUAAUGCACAUCGGAAUAUUCACAUCUUCGGCAACAGCAUGAGCACGUUAUGGAUGGGGAACCUGGAGGCCUACAUGGAUGAGAAGUUUAUCACCAGGGCCUUCUCUACCAUGGGAGAGCAGGUGAUAAAUGUACGGAUCAUACGCAACAAGAUGACAGGGGGUGCGCUGGGUUACUGUUUCGUGGAGAUGACAGAUGAGGCCACAGCUGAGAGGUGUCUCCGCAAAAUCAAUGGAAAAGCCUUACCAGGAGCCAAUCCGCCCACAAGAUUCAAAUUAAACCGAGCCACCUUUGGGAAACAAGACAGUGGACAGAUGUAUUCUCUGUUUGUGGGAGAUCUAACUCCAGAGGUGGAUGAUGGGAUGCUUUAUGAGUUUUUUUACAACCGCUACCCUUCCUGCCGUGGUGGAAAAGUGGUGCUGGACAGCAUGGGCAACUCCAAGGGCUGUGGCUUUGUUCAGUUCCCAGACGAGCGGCUGCAGAAGCGGGCGUUAGAGGAGUGUCAGGGUGCUGUGGGAUUGGGUGGUAAACCUCUGAGACUGAGCCUGGCUGCUAACAAUUUAAGGAACAGGCAGCAGCAGCCAUCAGAGCACAGAUCGUGGCAGUCCAACUCAGCGUACAGACACAGCUACGACCAGUACAAUCAGUACCAGCAGCAGGCCUAUCCUGGGUAUUACUCCUCCUGGGGCUAUGAUCAGACUGUAGGAGGUUAUGGCUACAGCUAUCAGCAGUAUGAUUACACACAGCAUCCCCCACCACAGGAAAGUGAAGCUGUACAGGAUGAUGGACUUGAAGAUCCCAGUCCGAAGCUGGAUGUGGUGGAGGCUAACAAAAAGUUCAUGGAGCUCAGUGAGGAACUGUAUGAUGCUCUGAUUGAGUGUCAUUGGCAACCAGCAGACUUCUCUGCAGAACAGGACUUUAUGACAUCCAGCCUACCAGAGCCCAUUUACUGCUGAAACUGACCACAUUGGGGAUUUUAUUUACAGUUGUCUGGUGAAAUUUUGACAGUAUGGAUUGUUAAUAUUAUUAUUUUUGAUUUUAUUUUCCUUGAUUUCAACAACAUAAAAAGACAUAAAAGUCCAGAGUGGAAUACCAAAA
Messenger RNA from Epinephelus lanceolatus (giant grouper), 1219 nucleotides. Its product is annotated as tRNA selenocysteine 1-associated protein 1-like. NCBI's taxonomy places the organism in Eukaryota, Metazoa, Chordata, Actinopteri, Perciformes, Serranidae. Gene Ontology annotation, biological process: selenocysteine incorporation. The record is from RefSeq and is a predicted model, not a curated record. Gene Ontology annotation, cellular component: nucleus. Gene Ontology annotation, molecular function: tRNA binding.